Messenger RNA from Amborella trichopoda, 1485 nucleotides. RefSeq names its product GDSL esterase/lipase At5g45910. The record is from RefSeq and is a predicted model, not a curated record. NCBI's taxonomy places the organism in Eukaryota, Viridiplantae, Streptophyta, Magnoliopsida, Amborellales, Amborellaceae. Gene Ontology annotation, molecular function: hydrolase activity, acting on ester bonds.
AUCAAUAAGAGAGGAAGAGAACCCCAGUCAUGGCCAUAGUUGUAAGAGAGAGGCCGAGCCAAAAAGCAGACCUCCUUUCCAUGGCCUCACCAUUGUUGAUCCUCUCUCUCCUCCUCCUCUUCUCUCUCAACACUGCACAGGAGAUGAAGGCAAAGCCCGAGUUCGAGUGUCACACAGCGUUGUUCAGUUUUGGAGACUCGCUCACUGAUACGGGAAACCUCAAAUAUGUGGAACACGACCAAUUCAUCGGCAUAUGGAGCCUCCCUUAUGGAGAGACCUUCUUUCAUAGGCCCACUGGCCGCUGUUCUGAUGGCCGAUUGAUUGUUGAUUUCUUCGCCCAAGGGUUGGGGCUUCCUAUGCUGCAACCUUAUCUCUCUGGCUUUCAUGGCGCCGUUGAGUUCAAAAAGGGGGCAAAUUUCGCAGUGGCAGGAGCAACGGCCCUGACUCCCUCAUUGUUGAGAGAGAAAGGUGUUGAGAAAUUGUCCACCAAUAUCUCCCUUGAGAAUCAGCUCCAGUGGUUCUACCAAUUGCUACCUUCCAUAUGCCAUCCAAAUAAUGAGUGCGAAGAGUACAUGAAGAAGUCAAUGUUUCUGGUAGGAGAGAUCGGAACCAACGAUUAUUACUACGCCUUAAAUCAAGGGAAGACGAUUGACGAGGUUAAGGCUUUUGUGCCCGACAUUGUUACUACAAUAAUGAAAACUGUCGAGGGAUUGAUCCAAAAAGGUGCCAGGACUUUGGUGGUCCCUGGGACCUUUCCAAUGGGGUGUUGGACAUGCCUCUUAACUAUCUUUCCUAGUGAUAACAGCAGCGACUACGAUCCACAAUCCGGAUGUCUGAUCCCCUUAAACAAUUUUGCGAGCUUCCAUAACUCGAAGCUCCAAGAUGGAAUCCAAGCAAUGAGAAAGAAAUUCCCACAAGCGAACAUUAUCUACGCCAAUUACUAUAACGCCUUCUUGCGCUUCUUCGAAUCACCUGAGCUCUAUGGGUUCCCCAAGGACACAGUUCACUCAGCAUGUUGUGGAGUCGGAGGACCAUAUAAUUAUGAUCCUACUCGCACUUGUGGCCAACCUGAGGUGCCCUCAUGUGGAAAUCCAAGCAUGCGUGUGAUUUGGGAUGGAUUACAUCCAACUGAAGCUGCAUCUAAGCAUGUGUUCAGGGCUUUAUCCAGUGGGGAAUUUCUACACCCCAAUAUUCAAUUUUCCCGCCAACCUUGUGCUUGACCCGAAAACUUUUCAUUGGUGGUUGAUUUGGUUUGCCCGAAAAGAAAUAUUUUAAUACCAAUUGGUUUUAGUACAUCCUUUCACAUCAAUUGACAACUUAUUGAUGUAAAAAUAUUCUUAUAUUUGACCGUAUAAGAGAUUUUCUUCAUAUAUACGCGAACCAAACGUGCGUCAUAGAGGAAAUAGGUUUCCCCUGUCAAGUUAAGGGUAUUACCUCAUAGUUCCUGUCUUUUGGUUCCUUUUUUUGGUUUAUUUUUUCCUUAUU